This is a messenger RNA of Soboliphyme baturini, 707 nucleotides long. The record is from the annotation of a GenBank genome assembly. Lineage: Eukaryota; Metazoa; Nematoda; Enoplea; Dioctophymatida; Soboliphymatidae.
AUGACGACCGAGAAGCUGCAGGUGCGAAUAUCUGAACUGGAAAACUCAUUGUCCAAUGCCAACAGCACCAUCGAAGACGUUACACAGGAAAAUGAAGCAUGCAGAAGUAUGUGUGAGAAGCUACAGAACGAGAAGAAUCAAGAAAUGGAGCAGAAGAUCGCUGAACUGACCGAGGCUGCAGAUACCCACAAGGCGAAAUACAACCAAAUUAAGCAGGCAUAUUACAAAUUCCGUAACGAGCACGUUGAGAAACUGAAGGCAUUCUCGGCUCUCCAGAAAGAGCUUGAAGAAAAAGAGGCUACUAACGUUGCACUCCAGUCAGAAAUGGAGAAAUCCGAAGGUAGUUUGGCCGGACUUCAGUCAGAAUUCGCGGCUAAAACUGCUGCCUACGCGGAUUUGCAGACGUCGCUCUCGCAACUGAGGAAGGAAUACGAAGAUCUGCAACGAGACCAUUCGCAGUUAAAUGCGGAUUAUCAACAAUUGACCAUGGUAAAAGACGCCAAUACUGAAGCCCUUGCCAAAUCUGAAGCAAAAGUCGCAUCAAUUUCCACCGAUCUUUCUGAGGCGCAAACCCAGCUCCAAGUGAUUUUCUUUUUUUCUGUUGAAAGCAGCAUUUUCAUAAAGUUAUUUCAUCGCCGUGUCCAUUUAAGAUUUAAAACAAAGCUAUUCACAUUAACUGAAUAUAUUGUAUUAUUCAAAUGUUAGAC